This is a messenger RNA of Xyrauchen texanus (razorback sucker), 1728 nucleotides long. RefSeq names its product molybdenum cofactor synthesis 3 (gene mocs3). Gene Ontology annotation, molecular function: adenylyltransferase activity; thiosulfate-cyanide sulfurtransferase activity; URM1 activating enzyme activity. NCBI's taxonomy places the organism in Eukaryota, Metazoa, Chordata, Actinopteri, Cypriniformes, Catostomidae. Gene Ontology annotation, biological process: protein urmylation; tRNA wobble position uridine thiolation. The record is from RefSeq and is a predicted model, not a curated record. Gene Ontology annotation, cellular component: cytoplasm; cytosol. The coding region runs from base 101 to 1480 and encodes 459 amino acids. The transcript is spliced from 13 exons.
GUGUUUGCAGCAUGAUUUCAACUAGUUGUUUAUAGUAAUUUGUUUAUUAUUGCGUGUUAUAACAUCUACUUAAUAAGAUUGAUAUCUAGGUGACUUCGUGAUGGAUGACACAAUUUUAAAUUUGAAGACAAAGCUCUUGGAAAAAGAGAGGGAGGUUGCAGAUUUGAAGAGGAAACUUAACCAAAUGGAAAAGGGAAACUCAAUGUUAAUGGAGUUACAGGAGGAAGUCACUGAUCUUUCACCACUGAAAUCAAAUGCGACAUUGAGCAAUGAUGACAUAAUGAGAUACAGCAGACAGCUGCUCCUACCGGAACUGGCCGUUAAAGGACAAGUUGCCCUGUCUAAUACAUCUGUUCUGGUUGUUGGAUGUGGAGGUUUAGGUUGUCCUCUUGCACAGUAUCUUGCUGCAGCUGGAAUAGGGCGUUUGGGUCUGUUGGACUAUGAUUUGGUGGAACUGAGUAACCUUCACAGACAGGUGCUUCACACAGAACUGACUCAAGGUCAGUCGAAAGCUCUGUCUGCCUCCAAGGCCAUCAGCAGGUUGAACUCUACGGUUGAGUGUGUUCCAUAUCACCUCCAGCUGUCCAGAGAGAACGCCAUACAACUCAUUCAACAGUAUGACAUUGUAGCAGACUGUUCAGACAAUGUUCCCACAAGGUACCUUGUAAAUGAUGCCUGUGUUCUAUCCGGCAAGCCUUUAGUGUCAGCGAGUGCUUUACGAAUGGAAGGACAGCUCACAGUAUACAACUAUAGAGGUGGGCCAUGUUACAGGUGUUUAUACCCAAAGCCACCUUCUCCUGAGACUGUGACAAACUGCUCUGAUGGAGGGGUUCUGGGAGUGGUGCCUGGGAUAAUGGGCUGUCUUCAAGCAUUAGAAGUUCUGAAAAUUGCAUCCGGUCAAGUAUCCUCAUUUGAGAAGAAGCUGUUGAUGUUUGAUGGUCAGGAGGGGCAGUUCCGCUCCAUACGGCUGCGGCCCAAACAGACUGAGUGUGCUGUGUGUGGAGAGACACCCACCGUGACGGAACUGCAGGACUAUGAGGAGUUCUGUGGUUCUGCUGCUACUGAUAAGUGUCGGAGACUCAAUCUUCUAACCAAAGAACAGAGAGUCUCUGUGCAGGAGUAUAAAGUGAUUCUGGACAGCUCAACUCCUCAUCUUCUCCUUGACGUUCGGCCCAAAGUCGAAGUGGACAUUUGCCAUCUGUCAACCUCAAUCAACAUUCCACUUGCUAGUUUAGAGAACAAGAAAAAUGAGGACAUCACAUUUUUAAAGGAUAAAAUUUGUGAACUCAAACAAAAGAUGAACAUCGCAUCACAACUCAAAGUGUUUGUGGUGUGCAAACUUGGCAAUGACUCACAGAGGGCGGUUUUGCUCCUGGAGAAGAUGUCUGGACUUGAGAUCGAGCAGAUCACUGCGAAGGACAUCACAGGAGGAUUGAUGGCCUGGGCUAACAAAAUAGACCCCACUUUUCCUCAAUAUUGACUCAUUCUGUUUAUUAAUUACAUAAAUGGAAACAGUAAAGUUGCUGUUUCAUUACUAUGCCAUUGCAUGAUGUUGGGUUUAUUACGAGUUAUUUUUAAUUUGAGGUGUUUUAAAUGACACCUUCACUACUUCCUUUCAUGUUGUUGUUCAGAAGUAUCAACUAAUGUGUUAAUAAUCAAUCAUAUUUCUUUUUUUAUUAUUAUUAUCUUCUGACUGUACCAUUUUUAUACUAGUCUUCUCAAAUAAAU